AGAACCCUCUAGACACACCACAACAAAAUUCAAAUUUUCUUUCUUACUUACUAUUAAAAAAAUUAUUUAAUUAGUCUCUAACACACUCCCCACAUAUAUAAACAACCACACCCCUUUAUUUUGAUCCCCCGAGUCCUCUCCCAACUUAUAAUUGGCUUUGUGGCCCUCUCUUACAACCUCCAUUUUUAUUACACAAAAUUAAAUUAAACCCCAUCAAGAAUUGUUCGAAUAUGGGCACUCUUGUAGGGCAUGUGGCACCUGGAUUUGGCUUCUUCAUAAUUGGCUUGUGGCAUUUAAUCAACCACAUAAAGCUCCAUGCAACCCAUCCAAAGCUCUACACUUGUUCCCCAUGGUUCCCCACUUCAAGAAUCAAGUAUCUCGAGCUCUACUUGAUCAUGGCUGCCUCUGCCAUGUCCAUAUCCAUGGAGCUCUUCAUCGGCCCCGAUCGCCACCAACCGUUGGACCCCGACGGCACCAUCCCCUCGAACCACCUUCACAAUUUCGAGCACUCCAACAUUUCCCUCACUUUCUUCGUCUACGCUUUCUUCUCAAUCGUUCUAGAUAAGCUUGAUUCGCCCGCGCGCUACGGCUUGACUAACUUGCUAGGGGCCGUGGCGUUCGGCCAACAACUCCUCCUCUUCCACCUCCACUCUGCGGACCACAUGGGAGUCGAGGGCCAAUACCAUUGGUUGCUACAAAUUGCGAUUUUUAUCUCGCUUUUGACGACCCUUAUGGCCAUUAGUCACCCCAAGAGCUUCUUGAAUGGGUUUGUGAGAUCGGUGAGUAUAUUGUUCCAAGGGGUGUGGUUCAUGCUCAUGGGGUUCAUGUUAUGGACGCCGAGCCUAAUUCCCAAAGGGUGUUUCAUGAACCUCGAGGAAGGUCAUAAAGUGGUGCGAUGUCACGGGGAAGAGGCCUUGGAUCGCGCUAAAUCGCUCGUCAACAUUGAGUUUAGUUGGUAUGUCGUUGGGGUGGUGAUUUUCUCCAUGACCCUUUAUUUGAUUGUCGUAAAAUUUUAUGGUGAUGGGGUGGAAUACCAAUCCAUAUCAAGAUUUGUGCUACGAGACGAUGAUUACAGCAACGACGAAAACGAUGAUGAUAUGGAGGCACAAAAGAAGGGCAAUGUUGGAAAUAACAUCAAGGGGGGAAGUGCUAAGAGUUUUCUGCAAAUUGGAAAGCCAAUGAAUAGUAUGGAUGUUGAAAGGUAGCUAAGAUAUGAGUGUUGAAAUUAAUUAAUUAAUUAAAAGGGUGGGUACAUACAUAAUUUUUAAGGUGGUUUAGUGUAAGAAUUAGGGAAAAGGUGUCACUUGUGUACUGUAUGUAUGAUGAUGCUAUGCUAGUAUUACAUGUGUCCUUUCUUAGCCACAAGAAUGUUGGCUUCAUACGUUUGUUUAUUAAUUUGUGUCUCGUGUCAUCUCACCUUGGAAAAGAUUUCAAGGGGGAAGGAACCAUGAAAGUGCUGUGAUGUUACUUGGUUUGAAUUCCUGGUGAGAUUUGUACGUUGUGCUU
Molecule: messenger RNA, 1506 nt
Organism: Andrographis paniculata
Lineage: Eukaryota; Viridiplantae; Streptophyta; Magnoliopsida; Lamiales; Acanthaceae
Exons: 1
Coding region: 231-1205 (324 amino acids)
Source: RefSeq, a predicted model, not a curated record